Molecule: messenger RNA, 1006 nt
Organism: Daktulosphaira vitifoliae (grape phylloxera)
Lineage: Eukaryota; Metazoa; Arthropoda; Insecta; Hemiptera; Phylloxeridae
Gene: mRpL15
Product: 39S ribosomal protein L15, mitochondrial
Exons: 5
Coding region: 103-984 (293 amino acids)
Biological process (GO): translation
Cellular component (GO): mitochondrial large ribosomal subunit
Molecular function (GO): structural constituent of ribosome
Source: RefSeq, a predicted model, not a curated record
CAUUAAUAAUUUUUAACAAUGUAAUUGAAUUUGAAGUUUAUAAGCCAUUUUUAAUAUUAUUUUAAAUACAUUAAAUUUAUUAAAGUAAUAAAUCUGUUUAAAAUGACUUCAUUUACGAACAAUUCUGUUUUGAAUUUGUUAAGAAAUCUUCCUAGGUUGUCUAUUUCUAAUCUUAAAAAUAACGCCGGUGCUACUAGAAAGAAUAAACGUGGCCGAGCUCAACAUGGUGGUGACAAGCAUGGUCAUGGUAAUAAAGGAUCAAAAGCUAGGCAAAAUUUUAUGAGGCCUGGUUAUGAAACAGGAAAUACACCAUUUUAUUUGAAAUUUCCUAGGGAACAAUAUUACAAAAACCAUGAAAUAAGACGACAAUAUCCUCCACUUUCAUUGAACAGUUUACAAAAAAUGAUAGACUUGAAUCGUAUAGAUAUUAGAAAACCAAUUGAUUUAUCAGUGUUGUGUAAUAGCGGUUUAUACAAUAUAAAUCCCGAAGAGAAGCAUUUUGGAGUAAAUUUGACAGAUGAAGGUGCUGAUAAUUUCAAAGCAAAAAUUAACAUAGAAGUUCAGUGGGCCAAUGAACCGACAAUUGCUGCAAUAGAAAGAAAUGGUGGAGUAAUUACAACAUCCUUUUAUGAUAUAAAUAGCUUAUUUAUAUUGAUUAAUCCAAAGGCAUUCUUUCAAAGAGGCGAAGCAAUUCCAAGACGAAUGAUACCUCCUGAAGAUGCCAUUCUUUAUUAUACAAGUGCUACAAAUCGAGGUUAUUUAGCAGAUCCUGAAAAAAUAUCUUGGGAACGAUUUGUAUUAGCUCAAAAGUAUGGUUAUACACUUCCAAAAAUAGAAGAUGAUCUAGAUUAUGAAAUGCUUACAACAAGAAAAGAUCAAAGACAAAUAUUUUAUGGACUUGAACCAGGCUGGGUUGUUAAUCUUAUAGAUAAAGUUAUUCUUAAACCUACUGAUCCUGAACUUAUAAAAUUUUAUAAAAGUUAAAAUAAAUGUUGUCAAUGUAGUA